Heterocephalus glaber (naked mole-rat) is the source of this 4298-nucleotide messenger RNA. It is a transcript of the gene Sun1, whose product is annotated as Sad1 and UNC84 domain containing 1. Gene Ontology annotation, molecular function: protein-membrane adaptor activity. NCBI's taxonomy places the organism in Eukaryota, Metazoa, Chordata, Mammalia, Rodentia, Bathyergidae. Gene Ontology annotation, cellular component: meiotic nuclear membrane microtubule tethering complex; nuclear envelope. The record is from RefSeq and is a predicted model, not a curated record.
GCCCGCUGCCCACAGUAGCUCCUCAUUGGCCCGAAGCUUUAAGGUGGAGUGCUCGGGAUUGGUGCACGCCGAGUUGCUCUCGCCCCCGACCGCGAUUGGCUGGCGUAGCGGGGUUCUCCGGUCUCGGCCUUGGAGGCGCGGACGAGGCCUGGGGUAGCCGCGCGAGGCGGUAUGCUGAGACAGUGAACAUGGACUUUUCUCGACUGCACACGUAUACCCCACCCCAGUGUGUGCCAGAGAACACUGGCUACACCUAUGCACUCAGUUCAAGUUAUUCUUCUGAUGCUCUGGAUUUUGAGACUGAGCAUAGAUUGGAUCCUGUAUUUGAUUCUCCAAGGAUGUCUCGUCGUAGCUUGCGCCUGGUCACAGCAGCGUAUAGCUCUGGGGACAGCCAAGCUAUGGAUGCACACUCCUGUGCUAGCAGCACAGCCUCCUUCAAGGACAGAGUGACCAGAACAGUAAAACAACGCAGAAGUGCAAGCAAGCAGGCCUCCUUUAGCAUCAACCACCUGUCAGGGAAGGCCACAUCCUCCAGUGUCAGCCAGGGCGGCUCUGGCAGCCUACAGGGCACUGUGUCUCUGCAGCCUCCGGUUCUGGAUGAGUCUCUGAUUCAAGAGCAGACCAAAGUGGACCACUUCUGGGGUCUUGAUGAUGAUGGCGAUCUUAAAGGUGGAAAUAAAGCUGCCGCUCAGGGAAAUGGUGACCUGGCAGCAGACACAGCAGUCCGAAAUGGGUACACCUGCAGAGAUUGCAGCAUGCUCUCGGAGCGCACAGAUGUGCUCACUGCCCACCCUGCCACCCACGGGCCUUCCUCAAGGAUUUAUUCCAGGGAUAGGAAUCUGAAACGCGGUGUGUCUUUCUACAUGGAUAGGACUUUGUGGCUGGCCAGAUACACUACAUCAUCUUUUGCAUCAUUCUUAGCUCAACUUUUUCAAGUGGUUUUAAUGAAGCUCAAUUAUGAAUCAGACAAUUACAAAUUGAAAAAUUAUGAAUCAAAAGAUUGUGAAUCAGAAAGCUGUAAGUCAAAAAGCCAUGAAUCAAAAGCCCAUCGUAGUUACUGUGGGAGAAAGACUGUCACAGAACUUCCCAGGGAGGAUGGCCGUCCCAGUGUACACGGGGAGUCACUGUGCGAUGACUGUAAGGGGAAGAAGCACCUCGAGACACACACAGCCGCCCGCUGGCAGCCAUCCAGGCCACACAGGGUGGUGGGGGCCAUGGGGCACCUCUGCACCUUUGCAGGUUACUUCUUGAUGCAGAUGCUGCGAAGGGCCAGAGCUGCCGGAUGGUUUGUGGCUGAGACAGUGUGGUCAGUCCUUUGGUUGGCCACUGUUGCUCCAGGUGGGAAGGUGGCCUCUGGAGCACUCUGGUGGUUCGGGAUUGGAUGGUACCAGUUUGCUACUUUGAUCUCUUGGCUGAAUGUGUUUCUUCUUACAAGGUGCCUUCGAAAUACUUGCAAAUUUUUAAUCUUGCUCAUCCCACUAUUACUCUUACUAGGUGCAGGCCUCUCUCUGUGGGGUCAGAGUGAUUUCUUUUCCCUUUUGCCUGUGUUAAACUGGACAGACAUGCGUACAGCAGAGAGGGUGGAUGACCCUAAGGACACAUUCAGACCUGGGUCUUCUCACCUGCAGGUUGAUGGACAGGCUUCCUGGUGGCUAUGGGAGAAUGACAUGAGGCAGCAGGUGGCUUCUUUUUCUACUCAGUGCCACAACCAUGAGGAGAAGCUCAGGGAGCUGACGGUCUUACUUCAGAAACUGCAACUGCGGGUGGACCAGAUGGAUGAAGGCAGGGAAGGGCUGUUGCUGUGGAUGAAGGAUGUGGUUGGACAGCACCUGCAGGAGAUGAGUGCUGCUGGAUUCCGGGGCACCAAGACUGACUUUAUGACUUAUCACCAUGAAAAUGAAGUGCGUCUCUCAAACAUGGAAGAUAUUCUUAGAAAACUGACAGAAAAAUCUGAGGCCAUCCAGAAGGAAUUAGAACAUAUGAAGCUAAGAACAACCAGUGGGGCAGAGGAGCAGCCCCUCCUGCUUCGCAUGGAGCGCCUGGAGCAGGAGCUGGGCCUCCUUCGGUCACAGUUGUCGGGCUGGCAGCAGCUAAAGGCCGGAUGUGAGAAGGUAGAUGCUCAGGUCAAAGAAACCGUCAGGCUCAUGUUUUCUGAGGACCAGCAAGGUGGUUCCCUUGAGUGGCUGCUGCAGAAGCUGUCUUCACAUUAUGUGAGCAGGGAUGACCUGCAAGUCUUGUUACGGGACCUUGAGCUGCAGGUGCUAAAGAACAUCACCCACCACCUGGUAGUAACAGGACAGAAGCUGACGUCUGAAACUGUGGUGUCUGCUGUGAGCGGGGCAGGGAUUUCUGGAAUCACAGAAGCGCAAGCGCGUGUCAUUGUGAACAAUGCUUUGAAGCUGUAUUCCCAGGACAAGACUGGGAUGGUGGACUUUGCUUUGGAAUCUGGUGGUGGCAGCAUCCUUAGCACUCGCUGCUCCGAGACAUAUGAAACCAAGACAGCAUUGCUGAGCCUGUUUGGGAUCCCACUGUGGUAUUUCUCUCAGUCGCCCCGUGUGGUGAUCCAGCCUGAUAUUUACCCAGGUAACUGCUGGGCAUUUAAAGGCUCCCAGGGGUACCUGGUGGUGCGGCUGUCGAUGAAGAUCCACCCAACCAUGUUUACUGUGGAGCACAUACCAAAGACACUGUCACCGAUGGGCAACAUUUCCAGCGCCCCCAAGGACUUUGCGGUCUAUGGAUUAGAAAAUGAGUAUCAAGAGGAAGGGCAGCCCCUGGGACAGUUCACAUAUGACCAGGAAGGGGAGUCACUCCAGAUGUUCCAGGCACUGGAAAGACCUGACAAAGCUUUCCAGAUAGUGGAGCUUCGGAUCCUGUCCAACUGGGGACACCCCGAGUAUACCUGUCUCUACCGGUUCCGAGUCCAUGGCCAGCCCGCCCAGUAGAGAGGCACUCCCUAGUUUGUACAGUUUGUAUAUACCAGGACCUCAGAACACUGGAACCCUUCAGGGAUGAGGGCAUGCAUGGAACAGAGGGACUCCUCACCCCCUCAAUAAAUGUGGCAUGGCAGCAGGGAAUGUUGACUUAGUCUUGGAGCCACAUCUGUGGUCCAUAGAGUCAGCAGUGGGGUCUCUGGAAGCUCAUUUGAAUGUAUGGUUCUCAGACACUCAUUUGUUUGGGGGAUUUGUUUUUGAAUGCAAAGCUCUUUAUAUUUGUACUUCCUGACAUUGUAGCAGAGCAGAUGGAGUUGAGAGGUUUGAUAUGUUCUUGAAGCUCAACAGAAUCUUGGGAGGGCAGACCUACUCCGUCUGUUAAGCCCACACACGUUUCUUUCAGGGAAAACUGUCACCUAGCUUUCAGUUGGGACCCCUUCCCUUGGCUCAUCUCCUGGUCCCUGGUGCCCAGGUGGAAGGCCUGAAGAGUGCCCCGGGCCUAGUUUGAGUAGAGUUAGGAUUCACUAUGCUGACACCACAGAGGAAGGCGAGUGGGUGUGUCUACACUGAGGGUCAGAGUCAGUCUGAUGAGCACUAAACUUGGGCUAUGAGGGCACAGUGUGUGCAGGAACCAGGACUCCUGGCCCUCUGGUGUCCCCCAAGGGAUGUUCUGGUCCUGUUAACAGGAACACUAAGGUGCCGACUCCCUGCGGCUGCUUCUGCUCCAUGUGGUCACCAGGGAGCUGUCUUCCCUACAGCAGCACUUUGGGCAGCUCUUGGAGUCUGCCUUCCAUUGCUGCUGCCAGCAUUCUCACUUGGUUUUGUGAGACUUGUUUUGGUUAUAAUUAAUAUUUAAUGUGUAGACUAUUUUAUGAGCAGACUUUAUAACAGAUAUCUACAAGGCACUUAAAAGUGUUAAUGGAUGUUUUACCUAUAUUUAAGUCUCAUUGGUCAAGACACUUGGCAUUCCAUCACUGCUGUACUUUCAGAAAACGAUAACGGUGGUGCUCACUGGUUUCUAGGGAGGUUUGUGUAUGUUGCACACAGUCCCAAAUACCUCUGCUACAGGAGGCAGCGCUCCUGCUCCUUAGGACUGGGACUGAGGCGUGUGCAGUUAGGUCGGGUAGGAUGUGUACAAACAUUUCAUAUACUACAAAUCACAUAUAUGUCAAAAUUUCCUAUAUAAAACAAAUUUGGGGGUUGGGUGGAGAUAUUUGAAUAUUUAUUUUUAAAGAUGCGACAUAGGACUUUGUGCAAUGUAUUUUUGUAAAUGCUUUUCAAAAUAUGUCUUUGAUAGUGUUUUGUUUGCUUCCACCAAAUUGAUAAAUGCUAUUGAGAUGUUUAAAUAAAGAGUUUUAAUUUUUAAAA